This is a messenger RNA of Emericellopsis atlantica, 5792 nucleotides long. RefSeq lists its product as uncharacterized. The transcript is spliced from 4 exons. Lineage: Eukaryota; Fungi; Ascomycota; Sordariomycetes; Hypocreales; Bionectriaceae. The record is from RefSeq and is a predicted model, not a curated record. The coding region runs from base 347 to 5782 and encodes 1811 amino acids. Gene Ontology annotation, cellular component: nucleus. Gene Ontology annotation, molecular function: ATP-dependent chromatin remodeler activity; ATP binding; ATP hydrolysis activity.
GACUGGAUUUAGAGAGGUCAGUUCGUUUCUGCCCCACUAACUUUUAGCUUUCUACAAUACACUCCACCACGCGCUUUGCCAGUGCCGUUCAAGGGUUCGCGCUCUUCCACGCGAGAUUGAAACCUAACCCCACGUUACGCUUGCCUUCACCUCACUCCCAAAGCACUUAUAUUUCCGGCCGACUAGAGCUCGCUACCUGCCGCUCUCGAGAAGUUUGUUCUGCGACCAUUUCGCGACCACCUUCUGCUGUUGCGCCUGCUUGUGCUGCAAUCAACCAACAUCGCCUGGGCGCGCGUUCUUCUGGUUUCGCUAUGAGCGCCAAAAGAACACGUCCCUGGGAGGAUGAAUGAUCAUGGCGCCGAGGCUUGGACCGCGACAAGUCGAAGAUAACGACCCGUUUCUUUGGGAUGUCGAACAGGUCGUCGCCGAAUUAUGCGGUGCUAACUGCCCAUGGGCGAAAGAUCCGGCCGCCUUCGCAGACAGGCUUCGGGCAGAAGAACUGGAUGGCAGGACGCUCUUGACAUAUCAAUCGACGACAUCCCUAGACAGGCUUCUAAACCGACUAAGCUUCCAGACCCUGCGAGAUGAGUCGCGUUUCAACGAGAAGGUCAACGACCUGAGACUACAGAGUCCUUCCUUCGUGGCUUGGAGAUUCGCGCUUGACCGGAAACAAGAACGAGUGUCUGGGAUCAUUGCAAGCGAAGAAGAUGGGAAUAUCGAAGAGGAUCGAUUGUCAUACGUGCCUGAGGAAGCACCAUAUCCUAGAAGUCAAGAUGCCCGAAUCAAUGGCAUAGUCUCUAGUCCGGCGACACCGGCACUUGGGCAAGUGCCCAUCUUGGGCGGCUCGCAGUCAUCUGCAGUUGAACGUCGCCUGUCAACGCCUUUUGAGCUGAAACGCCCAGCCACACACGGAGACGAUAGCGCUACCGAUGCUGCCGAACCACCGCCCAAGAAAAGCCGUGUUCAGCCGACCAACAUCAGCCUACAAACGGUGACGGAGCACAUUGUAGCCCUUCCGUGGGAGCAUGCCCCUACUUGGGCGUAUAUCGGUGACGGGGCCUUAACCCAGGAGAUGCUCACGUCGGAUUCGGAACCCGUCACAAGCUUGGUACUGGACUAUGUCGAUAAGGUGUCGAGCGAAGAAGAGUUCACAGUAAAGCCGAAAUGGAUGCCCCCAGGCCGGCGAAUGGCAGUUGCAAUGGUGAUGCGACGUCUUCUGAUCAAGAAUGCUCGAAACUUGGUCCGGAUCGAUGACGGCGAAGAAGUCAUCUCAGAAUUCGGCAUCGACAAGGAAGACAGAAUCCUGGCUCUUUCCGAUCUCCCGUCUGAAUUAGACGAUGAUACGAGGCAGGAAAUAGAGGACGAACGGCUCGAGGCUGAAGAGUUAAGGCUACAGGAGGACGGCAUUCCACAGCACAAGGUCCAGGAGAUUCUCGACGAAGAGAUUGAGGCAUUCACACGACUCUGGAAAACCCGCAAGGCCUCAAGACUCAAGCGAGAGGCAUGGAGUCUUUGGAAUCAAGCACGCAAAGGGAAGCGCAAUAUCAUGUCCGAGCAAUCUCGCACAGAAAUCCGCGCUCUCGACGAACGUAUCGCGACUUACACGGGGCGCAUUCUUCGCGAGAGGUGGCAAGUCGAAAGCGAAGUGCGUGCACAAGCCCAAAUUCUGGAGGCCAGUGUAGAGGACAGACUCUACCAGGCCUGGAAGCUUAAUGUUCUAGAAUGCAGGGUAGAGCCUGAGAGGCCUCUAAAGCCUGCGCGCCCAUCGCUGACUCCGAAGAAGCGGCCUGCGGCGAUGGAAGAAGUCCUGACCAGCAGCGACGAGGAGGAUGACACUGAUUUCAUCGUUCAUGACGAGGACCCUCUUCCCAUGGAUAUAUCCGAUGCAGCAGCUGACUCCUCCAACGACGCUGCCAACGACGCCGCCAGCGGACAAACUCGCCAUGCCCCAGAGGCUGCUAAUGGAGAUGGAGAUGCCGCACAGGGCAGCGACGGUGAAACUUCUCAGAGUUUGAAAGCGAAUCCAACAACACCUGUCAGAACUCGACACCCUCAGUCCCCCAAGGUGCCUCCGUCCCAGCACUCCGUCACGGUCAUAGAUUUGACGUUAGAGCCGGACUCGCAACCCACAGAGGCCUCCACGACGGAUGCAGUCAACGGGCCAUCGCUCAAAAGUCUCGGCAGCCUCAGUCCAAUCACCGCGCAUGAUGCCAAGUUUUGGUCGAAUCAAAAUGACCGCUGGAGACUUGUCUUAUGGGUUAUGGCUAAUAUGACUUUCAACCGGCGCAAAGCCGUCUUUGUCGCCUUGCAGACAUAUUCACCCCUGAACGUAUGGAAGAUGUACGUCACAGUCUUUCUGAACGAACCGCCACAGGACUAUGGGAUGGUGGGCACUUGGACCGAGAACGAGCUUCUCUGUUUCGACAUUGCACGAUUAUUUCUUACGCACCUUCGAUGCAGGGUACAGGCUGAGAAACGCUUGGUGCCGCCGACAAAAAAGACCAUCCACAAGAUACGCUCGAAUAAUGAAGGGUUCUCACUCUUCUGUAGAUGGCUGCGGGAGAAGGAGUCAAUAUUCCCCACGGCUGACCAGAUCUACCGGGGCCAUGAUCCUGAUAAUAUCCCCGAUAGCGACGAGGAAAUCCCGGCUGACAAGGAACUUGAAGAGUACGGCUCGCCUCAGAAGCGCCGGAAGCAGACAAAGGAAGUCGUGCAGAACAGGGAUGCCCUCACUCUGCGCCAGGUUGCCAAAGAGAGGAUCAAAGAGCAAGAGACUCGUCGCCAGAAACUCCGGGCUCAGCUUGCAGGCCUAGGCUCGUUAGUUCAUGGAGACAAUCGUAUCAUCAUAAACGAAAGCAAAGACGAGGAGCAAGAGCUGGUGUAUGUUGACAAGGACAUUUCACGUUCGAUCAAGGAGCACCAGAUCGACGGUGUUCGUUUCUUGUGGAACCAAAUCGUCCUGCCCCCGAUGCUCCGCCAAGGCUGCCUCCUAGCGCACACAAUGGGCCUGGGCAAAACAAUGCAAGUGAUUACGUUCCUUGUAGCCCUUGCUCAAGCUUCUAGUGAUGCCAAGACUGCGACGCAGAUACCAGAGGAUUUGCGCAAGUCCAAAACGUUGAUCCUGUGUCCUGCAGGACUUGUCAACAAUUGGAUGGAUGAGUUGUGCAAAUGGGCUCCGAAAGACUCCUUGGGCCCCCUGGUGUCACUGGACUCAGCGGCUACGUCUUUCAUGCGUGAAGACAUCAUCCGAGAGUGGGCAGCUGACGGCGGAGUGCUGGUCCUUGGUUACGACAUGUUCAAAGCCUUUUUCCGCAAGGACAAGAGCGACGACGAGGGCAGGCUACAGUAUGAAGAGCUUGCCGCGUUACUGCUGGAGACUCCAAGGAUCGUCGUGGCUGACGAGGCACACAAGCUUAAGACACAAAGCGGAGUGUUGAACAGCCUCUGUUCGCAAUUCUAUACUUCUGGUCGCAUCGCCUUGACUGGCUCGCCGCUGAGCAACAACACGAUAGAGUACUACUCGAUGAUUCAUUGGGUUGCACCGAAUUUCCUGGGCCCCUUGGAGGAGUUUAAGGAUAUCUACGUCCGCGAAAUCGAGGAUGGGCUAGCGCGAGACAGUCUAGCUGUCGAUAAGAAACGGGCGCUUAGAAAGCUACACGCUUUAAAGACGACAGUAGCACCCAAAGUGCAUCGAGCCACGAUCAAAGUGCUCUCCCACGACCUGCCUCCAAAGUCAGAAUUCGUUAUAUCGGUGCCUCCCACUAAGCUACAGUGCGACCUAUAUACGCUAUACAUCAACGCCAUUCACGACGGCGGUGUUGGCAGACAAGGCUCGGCUUUGACGGCUGCUAGGGACUUGGUGCUUCUGUGCAAUCACCCGGCCUGUUUCGGUUACAAGGUGAUGCAAGAAAUCGCUACAGGUACUGACAACAAGGCCUCAACAUUCCCUGCAGGGAUCAUCAACGAGGCAAAUCGCCUAACAAACAGCAACCCGACGAUCCAAGACCCUUCAUACUCGGCCAAGGUGCUUUACCUGUGUCGAAUUCUAGACGUUUCCCGGGCCGUCGGCGACAAGGUCUUAGUGUUCAGCCAAAGCAUCCCUACACUAGACUAUCUACAGAAGAUCAUGGAAAUGCAAGAUCGUCGCUUUUGUCGGCUAGACGGCGGCAGCAAGAUCAACGAACGCCAACAUCAAACAAGAGCGUUCAACGAUGGGCAGCAGGACGUCUAUCUCAUCUCGACCAGGGCGGGCGGUGUUGGUCUCAACAUACAAGGAGCCAAUCGCGUGGUGAUAUUCGACUCACAGUGGAAUCCGGCCGAUGACCAGCAAGCAGUUGGACGAGCGUAUCGUCUUGGGCAGCUGAAGCAUGUGUUUGUUUACUAUCUUAUGGUCGCCGGUACGAUUGAGCAGGAGCUCCACAACCAGGCCGUCUUCAAAGGCCAACUAGCCACCCGAGUUGUCGACCAGAAGAAUCCUAUCUCCUGGGGCCAAAGGCAUGGUAAAUACCUCAUGCACAUUCAACACCCAAAGGACGGGGCACGUACCCCGAAUCUAGCAGCCUUCAAAGGCAAAGACCAGAUCCUCGACGAUCUCAUCCAAAAUCCUCCCAGGACCGUCUGGCCGGAACCACAGCAGCUUCAAAUCAGGAAACUCGUCUCGACUGAUACAUUUGAAGAGGAAGACAUUGACGCCACCUUGACUUUAGAAGAGCGUAAGGAAGCGGAAGAAGCUGUCCGGCUUGAUCGACUUCGACGCACGGACCCGACUGAGCAUGCGAAAUUGGUUGCAGAGCAGCAAGCACACCAGGCUCAACAAUGGCAGCAUCCAAUUCAUGCAGUAUCUACUCCGAAUGGUGGAAAUAUGACAUCAAUCCCACCUCCGACCCAGCCGCAUGGCACUACGAGACCGCCGCAUCAUAUACCUGACUUGAACGGCCCAACGACAAUGGCACCCAGCAUCGGUGCUGCUUCAGCAGACGGCCAGCGUCGUGAACCGGCACUUCAAGAGUCCAACUCUGGCGUGCCCGAUAGGUCCUCAGGUGCCGAUGAUGCUGCCCCUGCGGUUGCGAUUCCAAACGUCCCACCUCCGCCCAUGCCCAUGGUCGGGGCAAACACCUACUUUGGUCGGCAGACGGAGGUCAUGAGCAGCACGCACUCGCCUGGACCAGCUACAAGCGCAUCAGCAGCCACAGAUCAACCACCUCCCACCAGCCCGAUGGGCAUGCCGGCGCCAGCGUUCACUUUCAACAGCAGUCAAUCACAGCCGCUUGACGCCACUUUCCAACAGAAACUGAUAGAACGCCUCGAGGCUAUCCCCGGCGUAACUAGGCACUCGGUCAUCACACUUGCCCAUGGCGGCAUACAGCAUCGUGCAAUAUCCCUAGCAAGGUCGAUCCAGCAGGUGCUCGAAGCUAGAGGGGCUGGGUUCUUGCCGGAUAAGGUGCAGUGGAAGUUGCUGACGGAAUUGCUGGACAACGAACGCUUCACAAUUGCAUUAGCAUACGGGCUCCUUACACCCAAUUAUGUGGCCAGCGCGGGGCGCAAAGUGUUGCGAAGUCGUGUCGACUCGCUGGAGCGACUGAGUCCCGAGACCUUUAUGGCGCAGUGCAGUUUGAAGACACAGAACAAAGAUCCAGUGGAACUACAACGCCAUUCAACAUCCGGGGCCUCGUCGUCGAGGGCUAGAAAGGAGGACUCGGCAGUGCUCGCAGAGAUGUCGAAGAGUCGUCAAACACAGGCGAUGGCUAUAGACGACUGCCCGCCUGGGCGCACGCAUCACUAAGAGAACAGGA